Leptinotarsa decemlineata (Colorado potato beetle) is the source of this 2219-nucleotide messenger RNA. RefSeq lists its product as uncharacterized. NCBI's taxonomy places the organism in Eukaryota, Metazoa, Arthropoda, Insecta, Coleoptera, Chrysomelidae. The record is from RefSeq and is a predicted model, not a curated record. Gene Ontology annotation, molecular function: protein binding.
GCUACCUAACCUAUAAAUCAUUGAUGCAUAGACUAUAAAUAGUACAAAUUGUCAGAUUGCUAUUUCGCUAUGUACAUUUUUUAUAUAAGAGCUAGAAACUAGAACUGUAUUUAUUAUUAAGAAAUGGAUGCUCAGAUAGAUGAUUUUUUCAAUGAAAUUAACGAAAUUGCACCACCAAAACAACCAGAACCUCCAAAAGUAGUUGAAAGUGUUUGGAAAGAGUGCCACGACGAACUCACUGGUUAUUCUUACUAUUGGAACUGUAAAACCGACGAAGUGACUUGGGACCCUCCUGCAGACUUCAAAGACCAAAAAAAGAACAAACCCACCUUGAAAAAUGUAAAAAAGCCUUCUGGUAUAUACAUACCUCCGAAAUCGUCUGAACUGUUUUCUGGCGCAACAAAAAAGUUACCCCAGGAUAGUGUUAAAAUAUAUUCCAUAGGCGAAAGUUCUGUAAAAAAAGAUCGACCAAAACCACAGAAGAAGGCCCCUAAAAGACCUUUCGAGAAAGAAAGCGACUCUGAGGACGAAAGGAUAGUGCUAAUAUCCUCCUACGGCGGAGACUCCGAAACUGAUGAAGAUGAAGAACCAAUACAGAAAAAAAUUAAAACGGUGGACGAUGAACCCUCGAAAGAAGAAAACGACAGUUAUUUGUCAGAAGAAGAUGAUGAUAUGGAUAUUUUGACAAAAAUCCAAAAGCGCGCCCAAGAACUGAAAGAGUUGGGAGGUGAGCUUCCUGCAGGCGUCAAAGAGGUAGUGGAAAACCCCAAACUCGAGGCUGAGGUCAUGAAGAAAGAGAAAAAGAAGGAUAUUUCGGGGUUCUCAUUAGUCGCUGGGUAUAGCGAUAGCGAGGAGGAAAACGAGGAGAUAAAGUCAGUUUUCCUACCAAAAUCAGAACCUCCUCCUGUUUCCCAUAGUACACUAUUCCCCAUAGCAGAACCCAUAGACGUCAAAGAUUUUAUCGAAGAACCCAAAGUGGAACCCGAAAAACAACAAAUAUCCAACGGAGAAGAGUUUCACAGCAAAGCAUUUCAGCGGAAAAGAAGGAUAGGCGUAGCUUUGGUGAACACAACAAAAAAGAAAGAGGAUCCGAUAGACGAGGAAAGAAAAGGACUUGGAUUUGAUAAAGAAGCAAGUUCUAGCCCGAAAAGCGAUGUUGUGUAUCCAGGUUUUAAAAAAGGCGGGGUUAUGUUCGUGAAGUCGGAUGUUUUGAAUCCCGACAUUCCCAAAGAUAAAGAAACAGACUGUGAUAAAGUGGAGAAAGUGGAGGAGGAGGUUAUAAAUAAAGGAGAGGUGGAGCAGAUGUAUUCCACUUUGAAUGAGAAGUUGGUUUUUCUAAAUGGAGGAAGGCCAUCUAUUUCACCAGUACAAACAAUGGUUAUCCAAGCAGAAAUGUUGUUCAUUGCCAUGAAAGACGGAGGAUUGAAACUAUCUUACUUAAAAAAAUGGCUGAGUGACACCUGCAGCGAAUUGAUAAAGCUGGAAAAAGAAGCGACGCCUGCGGGGUGGCUUUUGCAAUGGGAUAGGUCGCAUAAAAGGUAUUAUUACCAAAACCUGGCGACAGGGAUCAGCCAGUGGGAGUAUCCGCAGUCAGAUUCCAAUACAUUCGAUGAAGCCAUGGAUAUUUCUACCACGCCGCCACCCACCGAACAGGUGAUACGAAUGUCGCCCCCCUUACCCCCCACGAUAAGGAGCCCCACGCCUCCCCCUCCUCCAAUUAUUAGCACAGAUGAGAGGGUCGUGGUGGGUAGUAUUCCGAUUCCUGAGCAAUCUGUUCAAGUGCAGCCAGCUCUUCCUACGAAAUUGUCUGAUCUCGGAGAACCGUUACCUCCUGGAGUCGACUUGCCAGAAACAGCCUCUUCUGAAGGGUCUUUGCCACAAAACCAGGUAGCACAAGACGUAGACCCUUUGAACUCGGCGUUGGACUCCUUCUAUUCAGAGGUUGCGGCGAUAGAUCCGCAAGUCUCAUCCCCUCUACUUCCCCCCUCCCCUCCUAAUGAACCGAUCCCUUCGGAAACUGCACCCGUGGAAACUACCACUGAUACUUCAAAGAGAAAGAAGAAAUCCAAGGUAAAAUUAGCACCUGGGUUAUCAAUGAAGAAAAAAGGGGUUUCACAGCUGGUUGAAAAGUGGAAAAGCGUACAGCAGCACUAUAACGAUUAGGCUUGAAUAUAAUAUAUUGUAAUGAAUUAGAGUUCAAUAAAUUACUUUUUUUGUUA